This is a messenger RNA of Andrographis paniculata, 843 nucleotides long. Its product is annotated as 3'-5' exonuclease-like. Gene Ontology annotation, cellular component: cytoplasm; nucleus. NCBI's taxonomy places the organism in Eukaryota, Viridiplantae, Streptophyta, Magnoliopsida, Lamiales, Acanthaceae. Bases 75 to 734 code for a protein of 219 amino acids. Gene Ontology annotation, molecular function: nucleic acid binding; 3'-5' exonuclease activity. The transcript has a single exon. The record is from RefSeq and is a predicted model, not a curated record. Gene Ontology annotation, biological process: nucleobase-containing compound metabolic process.
AAAAACACAGUAUGAACAAAGAUGAUAAACCUAUAUUCUAAAAAAAUAACAUCCAUACAUCCAACUGCCCCAAAAUGAACUCUCAACGGCGGACAAUGACGCCGGACUGCCUCUGCCACCGCCACCUCCGGCCGCCGGCGGAAACCUACGGCAUCGUUUUCUACAACGACAUAAUCCACGCCACCGUAACCCACCACCCUUCCGCCGUCGCCGAAUGGAUCCACGACAUCAAUUCUCUGUACGGCCACCGCCUGACCGUCGGCCUCGACGUCGAAUGGCGCCCGACCACCGUCCGCGGCGGCCCGCCGAACCCCGCCGCCACCCUUCAGCUCUGCGCCGGCCGCUGCUGCCUCGUCUACCAAUUAAUCCAUUCGCCGUACGUCCCCGUCGCCCUGAUCCGAUUCCUGUCGCAGUCUCCUCACACCUUCGUCGGGGUAGGGAUUAUCGCCGACCUGGAGAAGCUCCGGCGGGACUACGGGAUUGAAUCGGCAGCGGCGGCGGCGGUGGACUUGCGGCGGAUGGCGGCGGCGGUGGAGGGGCGGGAAUUUAAUGGUUUGAAGAAUGCGGGGUUGAAGACGAUGGCGAGGAGCGUGCUGGGGAAGGAGAUGGAGAAGCCGAAAGCGGUGGCGCUGAGCGGUUGGGAUAAUCGACGGCUGACGUUCGAUCAAGUGAGAUAUGCGGUCGUCGAUGCGUUCGUCGCCUCUGAGAUUGGGCGAGUUCUGACCGCACGAUGAUAGGGGCUAAGGUAAUCGAAAUCAAGGGUCGAGAUUAAUUGAUACGUUAGGUCAUUUGUUUACACAGUAAGAAUUUGACAGUACGGCCAUGGCCAGUGCUGAUAAUCGA